CUAAAAACAGAACUGAGAGAGAGAGAGAGAGAGAGAGAAGAAAAAGCAGCGAGCAGAUCAUGGAGAGGACUGGCCACGUUUUAGUAUUUCUCCUCCUCCUCGCAGCAGCCUCCACGUCUACGGCUGCACGCGACCUGGAAGCGGAGCUGGCCAAGGGCAAGGGGAAGGGCCAGGGCGGAGGCGGCGGUGGAUCCGGCAUCCCGGGGUUCGGGGCCGACCCGGGUGGGUACUUCGGCCCGGGCAGCGGGUUCAACAUGCCCGGCUUCGGCGGCGGGUGGGGCGCUGGAUACGGCGGCCCCACGGGCGGGUACUCGCGCGGCGGCGUGGUGCGGCCCUCGGUCGUGUGCUCCGAGAAAGGGCCCUGCUACAAGAAGCGGCUAACCUGCCCGGCCAAGUGCUUCUCCUCCUUCAGCCACUCUGGCAAGGGCUACGGUGCCGGCGGCGGCGGCGGUGGGUGCACCAUCGACUGCAAGAAGCGGUGCGUCGCCUACUGCUGAGUGCCGCGCCUCCCCUUAACGUGUCCUGUGCCCUCUCUACGGUAGUCCGUAUGUAUGAGUAGGUGUCCUUCGUUAUACUUUGUAUUAUUACGUAUUUCUAGUUAUAUAUAUAUAUAUAAAUAUUUACGAGAUGGAUGAAUAAAGAGGGCUUUUAUUAUGAGUAAUCUUUAUUGUUGUAUUAGGUUUAUUGGGAUAAUAUAAUAUGGCCAGUGUUCUUAGCUGGUAAGCAUUGCCAUUA
Molecule: messenger RNA, 735 nt
Organism: Musa acuminata subsp. malaccensis (wild Malaysian banana)
Lineage: Eukaryota; Viridiplantae; Streptophyta; Magnoliopsida; Zingiberales; Musaceae
Product: glycine-rich cell wall structural protein-like
Source: RefSeq, a predicted model, not a curated record